AUGCACAUUUGCACGGAAACGUCCGAUCGUGACCUGCAUGAUUACGUACGGGAAUUUUUCUCCGUGGAAAGCCUUGGAGUUGCCGUAGCACCCAACUUGGAGGGCAACGAGGAUCAACGAGCACGCCAAAUCCUACAAAAAACAACAGUUAGAACGGGUAGCGGAAAGUUCGAGACCGGAUUACUUUGGAAGCAAGAUGUCGUCAAGUUCCCGGAUAGUAGACCAAUGGCUGAGCGUCGGUUGAAAUGCUUGGAGAGACGUCUGGAGAAAAAUCCGCAGUUGUACGACAGUGUGAGGCAGCAAGUGGCAGACUACGAGUCCAAGGGCUAUAUUCACCGAGUUACUGAUGAAGAAAUGGCAAGUUUCGACCCCAGACGUGUUUGGUAUCUUCCAUUAGGCGUCGUGUUGAACCCGAACAAACCCGGGAAGGUACGCAUCAUUUGGGACGCGGCGGCAAAAGUUGACGGAUCAUCGCUGAAUUCGAUGCUGCUGAAAGGACCUGAUCUUUUAACUCCGCAGCUGUCUGUUACGUUCAAGUUCCGUGAGCGAGAAGUUGCCUUUUCCGGCGACAUACAAGAAAUGUUUCUGCAAGUUGGAAUCCGAAAGGAGGACAGGAGCGCGCUAUUGUUUGUUUACCGCAAUCACUCGAACGAACCUAUGGUGACGAUGGCGUCCGAUGUUGCUAUCUUCGGAGCGACGUGUUCCCCGGCCCAAUCACAGUACGUGAAGAAUCUCAACGCAACGGAGCAUGAGGCUCAGUACCCAAGAGCAGCUUCGGCGAUCAAAAACAAGCACUACGUCGACGACUAUCUUGAUAGCGUCGACACUGAAGAAGAAGCCGUCGAGCUAGCGUUAGAAGUUGCUGAAGUCCACAGCAAAGCGGGCUUCCGCAUACGCAAUUGGGUAUCUAAUCGGACAUCGGUUCUGGAAGCAAUCGGAGAAGCUAAUCCAGCCGCAGUGAAAAGUCUUUCGAUGAACAGUCAGAGCGCUUUCGAGCGUGUGCUUGGAAUAUCGUGGAUUCCAGGUGACGAUGUGUUCUGCUUCACGAUUAAUCUUCAAGGAGACCCGGAAAGUGAGGUUGCGCCGACUAAACGUACGAUGCUGAGCUUUGUUAUGAAGAUUUACGACCCCUUGGGGCUAGUGGGCUCACUAGUGAUCCAAGGAAAAAUACUUCUGCAAGACGUGUGGAGAGCUAAAAUGGAUUGGGAUGAGCAGAUUUCCGAAGAUCUGUUCUCGCGCUGGAAGCUUUGGCUGCAGAUGCUGAAGGAGUUGAACAACGUUCGCAUCCCUCGAAGUUACUUUCGGGGUUACGAUCCUACCUGUUUCGAUACCCUGGAGCUUCACGUAUUCGUGGAUGGGAGUGCACAAGCAUACUCGUCCGCAGCUUACUUCCGUGUUCGAGAUCGAGGGCAGAUACGAUGUGCGUUAGUUGCCUUUAAAACGAAGGUAGCUCCACUCCAACUAGUUUCCGUCCCACGACUAGAAUUGCAGGCAGCCGUAAUUGGAGCACGUCUGCGCAAGACCAUCGAGGAUGGCCAUUCCAUAAAGGUAACACGCACCUACUUUUGGAGUGAUUCCAGCACUGUCGUCUCAUGGAUCAAGUCUGACACCCGUCGAUACCGGCAGUACGUUGCGUUUCGGGUGAAUGAGAUUUUGAGCUUAUCGAAAACUGAAGAGUGGCGAUGGUUGGGAACGAAGAUCAAUGUUGCAGAUGAAGCCACCAAGUGGGGAAAAGGACCGAAUUGUAACUCCGACAGCCGAUGGAUGCGAGGGCCCGCCUUUCUGUACGAAGAGAAGAAUCAUUGGCCAAAGGACAAGUUCGUGAUGAUUGAAGAAACGUCAGAGGAAUUGAGACCAGCUUACGUGUGCAGUCAUUUUUUGUCAGUUCCCAUGAUUGAUAUUUCGCGAUUCUCAAAAUACGAAAGGCUGUUACGGAGCAUGGCGUAUGUCUACGGGUUUUGUAAUAGGCUUCUACAACGAAUUGGAAGAAGGCCUUCCGAAGGUGCAUGGAGUGUCAGCGGUGAAGAUUUGCGGAGUGCGGAAAGGUGUCUCUGGCGGCUCGCUCAAUCAGAUGGUUACCCGGAUGAGGUCGCUAUAUUGACACACAACAAGCAGUCAACACCUGAAAACCAACAAUCGUUAGGUCGAAGCAGUUCGUUGGCAAAUCUUCCUCCUGUGUUGGAUGAGCAUGGAUUGAUCCGUGUUGAUGGUAGAAUCGCAGCCGCAGAUUACGUACACUACGACACCAAGUACCCAGUAAUUCUACCUAAAGGACACCCGAUUACGGAUUUGCUACUGGACUGGUAUCACCGAAAGUUUCGUCACGCCAACAAUGAAACGGUCGUGAACGAAGUGCGUCAGAAGUUUUUCGUCCCGAAGCUAAGAUCGUGCGUCAGAUCAGUUGCGAAACGUUGCCAGUGGUGCCGCGUUUACAAAGCCGUCCCUGCUGUCCCGAAGAUGAGUCAACUGCCUCGGCCCCGCGUUACACCAUUUGUUAGACCCUUCACAUUUGUGGGCAUAGACUACUUCGGGCCCUACCUAGUGAAGAUCGGUCGUAGUGCAGUCAAACGGUGGGUAGCGAUAUUCACUUGCCUAACCGUACGGGCUAUACACAUGGAGGUAGUGCAUUCACUUUCUACCGAUUCUUGUAAGAAAGCAGUUAGGCGGUUCAUCGCUCGCAGAGGAGCACCACAAGAAGUCUAUACGGAUAACGGGACGAAUUUCAUCGGCGCGAGUAGAGAGUUGGAAGAUGAGUUGCGGAACAUCAACGUUAGCUUGAGCAGCACAUUCACGGACACCAAUACCCAGUGGCGAUUCAACCCUCCCUCAGCUCCACACAUGGGCGGAUGCUGGGAGCGCAUGGUCCGAUCCGUGAAGACCGCACUGGGAACCCUACCGGAAUCAAGGAAAUUGGACGACGAGUCUUUCAUGACACUGUUGGCAGAAGCGGAGCAUAUGGUCAACUCGCGCCCUUUAACCUUUUUGCCUGUUGACAGCGAUGAGCAGGAGUCGUUGACUCCUAAUCAUUUUAUGAUGCUUAGCUCUACUGGAGUGCGGCAACCGAUCAAAGCACCAGCGUGUGAACGAAAAGCAUUGAAGAACAGUUGGGACCUCAUUCAACAGAAGUUGGACGCUUUCUGGAGUCGCUGGAUCUCCGAGUAUUUGCCAGUAAUAUCUCGCCGAUCUAAAUGGUUCAAUCACGUGACGCCUAUCAAGGAAGGAGCGUUGGUUGUUAUAGUCGACGGGAAGAUGCGGAACCAAUGGAUACGUGGACGGGUGAGCCGAACCUAUCCCGGCAAGGAUGGAGCAGUACGUCUGGUGGACGUGAAUACCUCUACAGGGGUGUUGAAGAGAAGAGCAGUUUGCAAGCUGGCCGUUUUGGAUGUCAAAGAUCCCAAGGAUGUGCAACAGGAUGGUCAUGGUGAUGAAGAUAGCGGGGGGCUUCGUGAACGCAGCGGAUAUGGUGUCGUCGAACCAGUGUCCGCACGACACGAGGGGGAGGAUGUUGCGACAACUUCGUCCAUCGGAGCGCCCCCCGGAAGCUUUGGCGUUUAG
Aedes albopictus (Asian tiger mosquito) is the source of this 3555-nucleotide messenger RNA. RefSeq lists its product as uncharacterized. Gene Ontology annotation, biological process: DNA integration. The transcript has a single exon. Bases 1 to 3555 code for a protein of 1184 amino acids. Gene Ontology annotation, molecular function: nucleic acid binding. The record is from RefSeq and is a predicted model, not a curated record. NCBI's taxonomy places the organism in Eukaryota, Metazoa, Arthropoda, Insecta, Diptera, Culicidae.